ACUUGCUGCCGGCCGGCGUGGCGCCUCUCUUAGCACUUCUAGCUUCCUGGCACCUCUCGGACGCCUCCCACUCCUCACGGCCAUGACACUGCAUGCACUUCUAUACUAGCGACGACUCAACUGUGCUCGCGUGGAGAGGCCUCGUCCAUACUAUCUCCACCAGUAUGCCGCCGAAAAUCAUUCAGGCAUACGGCUCAAAUGUCGGGAUACGUGGAGCUGGAGAUCAUCAGGGGAGGGAGCGACGACUCGGCAAAACUUGUUUGGCCCUCUUUGGCUGGCCCCGACGCACCACUACGCACCACCGUUGUCUCCGCAGAGGAGAGCCCAUGACAAUCUCUUCUCAACCUCGGCCACGAAACUCAUGUCAACCAGUCCCCCUCCUUGGACCUCCUCCACUCCUCCUCGGCCACGAAACUCACGACACCAGGUGCUGUGGUCGUUCUGCCGAUGUGUGCAAAGCGACAGCCAUAAUGACUGGAAAACGAGAGUGGAGGCGAACGUCUGCUGGGAUUAUGCUGUCGACUGUCAGUGAGGUCCAGACAUUCUAUACACCCUUCAUACUUCAAAGCUUCAAACUCAAGCUUCACACCCUGUGUGACGUGGUCGCUUGGACGCGACGCAGCUAUCUGAUACGUUGUGCUUCCCAACCGCUCCACUUCUAUCUGGCGUCAGUCGGAAUGUCGCUCCCCUCUUGCCACACUUGAGCUCGACUGCAAGUUAUACUUCCGUUCGUCAUGUCAUUAUGACCACGCAUCCUUUCCUGAUGUCGAUCUCCUUAUCUGCUGAACCUUCUUCAGCUUAUUCUACAAGGUCGGUCGCCUUGUACUGAGCGGGCUAUACAACAUCCUCGGGAUCGAGCCAGCCGAUGGGCCUGAUCUUACAAUUCCGACGGUUCACGAUGAGAAAUGCCUGCUUUGCAUCACGGCUGACCGAUACAAUACAGCUGGUCAUGUACUACGA
This is a messenger RNA of Fomitopsis serialis, 960 nucleotides long. RefSeq lists its product as uncharacterized. The record is from RefSeq and is a predicted model, not a curated record. Lineage: Eukaryota; Fungi; Basidiomycota; Agaricomycetes; Polyporales; Fomitopsidaceae. The transcript is spliced from 2 exons. The coding region runs from base 93 to 704 and encodes 203 amino acids.